UCUAUGUUUUUUGUAGUCUAUCGGUAUCUUUUUGUAAAUAUUUAUGUUGUCAUGCUUGUUGAUGAUGUCAGUUAAUGAAACAGGGUGGUUCGUGAUUUUUUCUUAGUAUUGAAUACACGUAUGUUUGAUACGACAUACAAAAAUUUCGUGUGAUUAUCAUACCUUACCUUUUUUGUGUGAACACAAUUUGGGUACUUAAUGGCGUUCACGGUAGAACAGACAUGAUUUAAAAAAAAAAAAAAAGGAUUUUAACUUUUUUAUUGUGGUGUUUGAAAUGUUGCCUGGUAUCGGCGUUUUUGGAACUGGCAAUGUGGUUAAGGUGAUAGUGCCGUUUCUGCGCGACAAAGGCUUCAAGGUGGAAGCGAUAUGGGGCAGAACCCUGGCCGCCGCCGAGGAAGUGGCCAAGGAACUGGAGGUUCCCUUCUGCACGAACCGGAUGGACGACGUGCUGCUACGCAAGGACGUGGACCUGAUCUUCAUCAUGUGCUCGCCGAACCUGCAGGCGCAGAUAGCCGUGAAGGCGCUGGGCAUCGGCAAGCACGUGUUGUGCGACAAGCCCGCGGGGCUGUGCCAGGGCGAGGCGCUCAAGAUGGUGCGCGCGGCGCAGUACUACCCGUCCCUCAUCUCGGUGGUGAACCACAGCCUGAGGUUCCUGCCCGCCUUCUGCCAGAUGCGCCGCGCCAUCGCCGAGGGCUACGUGGGUGGCGUCCGCGAGAUCACCGUGUGCGACGUGCGCGUGCAGAUGGGCAGCCUGCUGCACGACUCGUACGACUGGCUGUGCGACGCCACCAUGGGCGGCGGCAUCCUCACGCUCGUGGGUAGCCACGUGAUCGACCUGGUGUCGCACCUCACGGAGCAGCGAGCCGAGCGCGUGCACGGCGUGGUCAGGACCUUCACCAAGACCACGGAGCACGUGAGCGGCAUCCGCCACGUCUCCAGCCCGGACUUCUGCAGCUUCCAGCUGGAGAUGAGCGGCGGCACCCUGGUCACCGUCACGCUGAACAGUCACCUGCCGGGGCUGUUCCACCAGGAGGUGCUGGUGUGCGGGCGGGCCGGGCACCUGGUGGUGCGCGGGGGAGACCUGUACGGCCGCAAGGCGGGGGCCUCCAAGGAGGACGUGAUAUACCUGGACGUGGAGGACCUUCAGCGCGGUGCCCCCGUGGACUCGACCGCGGCGAGCAUGAUCCCGCGCCCGUACAUGAAGGGUCUCUUCAAGAUGAUCGGGGCCAUGCGGAAGGCGUUCCUGCCGGUGGAGGACAAGCGGGGCUGGGUGAAGGAGCCGGUGGCACUGGCGGCCACCUUCGAGGACGGCCUGUACGUCCAGGCGGUCAUCGACGCCCUGAAGAAGUCCAGUGCGAACCGUGAGUGGGUCAAGGUGAAUAUCAUUACUGAGGAGCCUGACCCGAACCCCGUGCUGAGUGCUGCUGUGAGGCGUAGUGCUAUCUCCAUGUGAUGGCUGGCGGGACUAAACCAUCAGUAACCUUGUAGGCAUGGUACUUAACUUGUUGGCUGUGCUGUUACAUGCUAGUAUUCACCAUUUGUAUUUGGCAUGUGUGAGUCAUUGUACGUCACUGUAAAUACCACCACACACUGCUACCUACAAUAACAAUAUAAUAUAUAAGGCACACUUUCCAGAAUUAACUUGAAAAGUUACUGAUGCAUAUGAAAGCAUUCUGGCAAGUUAAUGUUUUAGUUUUCUUAAGUUGCUGCAUAUAUUUUUUAUUUAUUUAUCUUAGCCAGUAGGUUAAAUGUGCAUAAUUGCCAGGAGACUGAAAGCCUGUUCUGCAGCAAGAGGGCAGCUCGUCAAGGGCUGAGGCACAACUGGUUUUGAACCAUUCAAUUGGCAUAUAUGGACAGGCAUUUCACUGCUACACUAAAGCUUUUACUGUUUGCUAACUUCCCCCCCUUGUUUUUUCUUAAUUAAUGUUUAUGUAGCAAACAAGUAAGUUGUUUCAAUUUUAAUUUAUGAAAGAAAGUUUUGUUGGCAGUAAAUAUGCAGAAUACUAAUUUUAAACAUUUUCUUGCUGUAAGUAUUUAAUCUAAAGUUUAUUACUUGCCUUUGUGUUUACAAAUUAAGUAAUAGCUUUUGCUAUGAGUAUAAACUGUGUAUAAACUAAUUCUGUUAAAAAUAGCUGAUAAUUGCUUGUCAGAGAUAACUAACACCACUGUAAUACUAUUGAGCUACCUAUCUCAUUUGUCAAAGGCUGUAAUUUGCAAUCAACUAAUUGGCUUGUACUUUUUCUACAUACAGCAAGCUGUUGGUAGUGGUUGCAUAAAAUGUUUCUACUAACGGGUCUGUCUAAUAAGGGUGGAAAUACCUUGUUAGAGGUGUGCAUGUGCGAGCGAGGGCAAAACGAUCAAGUUGACUUUUGCAUUUGUUAAGUUAUUACAUGUGCGAUUUACCUUAAAACUGCUAUAUGUUGAAGACAGAAAACAGAUUUUUUUUAAUAAUUUAAAGAUAUGAAAAUGAAUCACCACUUUUUAAGCUAGGUGUGCAUCUGGCAUUGAACUUGUUAAUAUUUAUUAGUUAUUCAAAAAGUCUGUUCUUAACCUAUAUACUAAGUAGGCCUGUCCUUACACACAUGAGAUUGUCCUUGAAUACUAUUAUGCCCACAUGAAGAUCUCAGACAGAAACGGAUCCAGGGGGGUAUGUAUCCCCCCCCCCCCUUUUCCCUACACAGAAGGGUAAGAGAUGUCAUGGUUAAAAAGACUUAUUAAGUUAUUAAGUAAAUUUUGCCUUCCUUUAUAUUAAAUACUUACCAAAGAUGGAUGUAUAACUAUAAUUAACUUAGUCGCAAUCCAAUACUUACAAGGCCAUAGUCAGGGAGGGGCCAUGGCCCCCCUCCGAUAAAGAAAUUCAUAAACCACCUUAAAAUAGGUAACAAAUAUAAAGUUCAAUUUAUGGUCACUGAAUAUGCAAAAUUAUUUAGAGUAUGCAGCCUCCUCUUUGAACAUGUAUUAGAACACAAUCAUAAGCAGUAUGUAGUACAUAGUGUAAGUGUCAUGUUUGAAAGAAAGCAUUUACAGGUCAUCAGAUAGCCAAAAAUGCACACUAAAGCAUCAUCUUUUAAAAAACUUUUGUGGGGGAGGAACAUUGGACCAGCCACUUUUCUUAGUAAAGUGGGGAGUGAAGAGGGGGGGGGGGGGGGGCAUUCCAAACUUACCUCAGACCCCCAAAAACAGGGUUAAAAAUGUAUUCUUGAUAUAGCUUCAUUUGACCUCCCUCCCACAAAUCCUAGCUACGCCUGUGAAUUCCUAGAUCCUGUUAUUACUAUGUAGACACUAAGUCUCAUUCCCCCGAUUUUAUUGGAGAGAGGGUACUCAGACUUGGAGUGCCUUCCCAGAAGUCAGCCCUGGCAUGCUGAGUGGCCCACUUGAACUGGUUUUGUUCUGGUGCGAAGCCUUUACUGCAGACAAACACUGGUGCAGUUGUAGGCCGCUUACAUCUUUGCAGCUCGCAGUUUCGAGAAUGACGUAAAGAGCACUUGCGAUAUCUGUGGUAACAUUCCUGACUAUCUGCGCACUUGCACUGUGGACAGGCACUGCUCCUGUUGGUUAUUUUGUAUUAUGUUAAGUGGUGGAUCAGGGCCUGAUUGCAUUAUUGAUUGGUUAAUAGUUUAUUCUCAUGUGAUGGUAAGACUAGUUGUGUGUUGAGAAGAGUGAGUGGAAAUUCAAGUGGAAAAAAAAAAGUACUUAUUUUGUAGCUUGUUAGCUGCAAUGUUAUACAUGGGUCGCUGCCUCGGUGAGACACCUGACGCAUGUGCCAGUUACAUCUUUGAUGGACCAUCCUGUAUGCCUGUUUGAGUGGUCUAGAUCUACCCAUUCUCUUCCAUUAGAGACAUACGUACUUAGUUGUUCAGUGUCCAGAAGCAUGAGUUGUGCUAGGGGCUUGUGUGUCUGACUCACCACCUCUAAGUGCGAGGCACUUAAUGGGACUUGACUUUAUCACAUUUGAGGUGACGAUCCUUUCAUUUGAUGGUAUAGCAAUAUACCUAGAUUAAGGUAAUACAUGUUCCUAUGACAAGGCAUUGAUUCCUUACCAGUAGCCUAUUUUAAUAUGUAAAAGUGUGAAAGAAAACUUAUGUCAACCAUAUUCAGUCUCAAAAAAUAUAAAUUUAAGCUAUACAAUUCUUGAAGAUAAUUUGUAUUACUUAUGUUGGGAAUGUUUUAUUUUUAAACCAGAAGAGUUGAGACUCAAUGUAGUUUCCGAAGUUGUGAUGAGCUGCAUAUUAGAGAUGUGCUUGUACACAUUAUCAGUCCAAACACAGUUUGAAUGUGUCAAAGAAUAAUUUUUUUAAUUAAUGGCUAAACUUUUGGUAGAACAGAACAUGUCAUAAGUGUAGGGGCUCAUACCUGUGCUUAAGUAAGCACUUUCGACAACUAAAACAGUCUGAAAUAUUGAAUAGAAAUUUUCUUUUACAUGACAAUAUUUGUAUAUGAUUAUUUUGUAAAAAUUAAUUAUAGUGUUUGGACAGUUACCGUAAUUACAAUUCUCGAUACUUGUUAGGCCGUACUGUUUUCAGCAAGAUAAUCUCAAUAUUUUUAAUACUUUUAAUAAAAAGAAUGGCUAUAGUUUAUUAUGCAUUAAAAUUUUAAUAAAUAAUUUUUAAUUUUGUAAAGAUUAUUUAUAAGAAUAAAAUAUGUACAUCAAAAAUAACGCUGAAUAAAAUGUACUUAUAGUGGUAAAGUUCCACAGAGUUAUAAAAUUUUUAUAGAGAAAAACCAGCACGACUUUUCAUUUGAAAUGAAGUCUUAUUAAUUUCUUGUUGUCAGUAAGUUCAGCUAAACUCAGACUCAGCAGUAGCUGGUGGAACACUUAGGCCCUAUUGCUAGCUAUCAUAGGCAACAAAACUCAUGUUGAUUCUUUCAGGUAUCAAGUAUCAAGGCAUCAACAAUAUGAGUUGAUAUGUUGCCAAUGAACUCCAUUGUGAAGUCAUAACACCUAAAGAAUGCCAAUUUGAAGGAAAUUUAUUUUGUACAUAUUUUGUUAGAGUUUGUAAAAUAUAACAUAAUGUAUAGUAUACAUGGUGUUUGAAGUAGUAUGUAGGUGCUGUUUUUAGUAGUACAUAUUUUGAAUGAUUCUUGCUGUGGAAAGGUUGAUUGAACAUGAUAUCUUGUAUCAAGGCAUCAACAAUAUGAGUUGAUAUGUUGCCAAUGAACUCCAUUGUGAAGUCAUAACACCUAAAGAAUGCCAAUUUGAAGGAAAUUUAUUUUGUACAUAUUUUGUUAGAGUUUGUAAAAUAUAACAUAAUGUAUAGUAUACAUGGUGUUUGAAGUAGUAUGUAGGUGCUGUUUUUAGUAGUACAUAUUUUGAAUGAUUCUUGCUGUGGAAAGGUUGAUUGAACAUGAUAUCUUGUACGCACCAUUGCUGGUUUAGCUGGUUGUCGUAUCAAGAAUACAUAUGUCUCCUUUUAUCGAAAGAGGAUCUAAUUUGUUUACAAAGCUAUUGCCAACCAACAACCUUUGCAGCAUGACCCAGCAAGUAACAUCAGCUCUUAGGUGCGUGACCAAUCAGGGGAGUGCUUGCCUGUCAUUGGCCGUGGCAAGAGAGGAGGUCAAACACAAUAAAACCCCUGUUUUCCAGCGUCUACAAUCAGAGUUGGUGCUUGAUUGGAGCAGAUUUCAAAUCCUGAAAUGUCGCAGCUUAUUUGUCAUAGAAAUACUAUUGUAUUAGCCGUGCUGCCGUUGUUGUGUCCAGAUUACACUUUAAGUUUCAUCGCUGGGUUUAUCUGUGCAUUGCUGUAUUGUCAGAAGUUGAUUUUCUGCAUUUACUGUUCUUGUUGUAACUGUUUCGUCUUUGUCAGCUUAUUGUGUUUGUCUAUGUCAUUUUUUCCUGCUAGAUUCCUUCCACAUUUCUCUCUGUUGUCUAGGCAUGCAUAGCCAUGUAACAUCUGACAUUAACUGAUAUUGGCUUGUUCUGUUGUGUUUUUAUGUAUUCAUCUUUUUUUGUCCAUUCUUGAGAAUUUUCUAUGACAUUAGUUUAUACCAGGAAUGGUAUAUGCGAAAGAUAUUACUAGGUUUAGAUUUCUUAACGAUCAAGAAAUGGUCUCAAUCAUUUGUUUUGUUACUUACUACAGAUUUGCACCCUUUAUGGGCAGAUGUCUCAAGAAGAUAUAUGCUACUGCUGUGUAGAAUUUAUGUUACAGUGUCUAGUUUUUUUUUUUUUUUUUUAAUGUGAAUGGUUUAUAUGAUUAAGUUACUAGGCUCUGGAUAGCUCUACUAUAGAUUGCAGGGAAAACUGGAAUCAUUGUAGAGUAACUGGAUUUUUUCCUGUGUCACUAUUUUUGUAAAACGUUUUACUUUUAUAUUAUGCGGUAGGAACUUUAGUACCGCUAUAACAGGACCUAAAUGAUACUGGCUGCUAUAAUUUAUUAUGUUAAAUCUCAAUAAAUGACCCAAGAUUGUUAUGAUAAAAUGUUUCAUGUAUAAAUUUGUGGUUUUUAGUAUUUACUCAUGCACAUUUAUGAAUAUAGUUAUAAAUAUUUCUCCAUAUAUUGAUAUUGAGAUGGUUGUGUAAAAAUACAUAUGCACUUGUGUAUUUUCUUACUUCACAAUUAACUGUGUGUUAAUAGUACCCUGUUAGUUAACUUGUUACAAUAUUGUGAAAUCAAAAUAUAGGCACCACAUUGCAGGGUAUUAUUGGGUUCUAUUAUGUUUCAUAGUGCUCUCUUUAUUCACAAAUAUUAUUCUUAAAGCUGGAAAUAGCCACUUAACACUUUCAUAAUCUGGCUGGUUUUCAUUUUAUUCAUAUUUUGUAAAUGUUUAUCAAUAGUGAUGUGUGAUAGGAAAGCCUUAGAAAAUUUUAUAUAUGAUAUACCAUUAAAUGCUAAGUUAAAAUAUCAAAUUUAUAUAAUUAAUUUUUUUAAGUUUUGUACUUUUUUAACAUUCGAAAGUUAUUUUGAAAUGAUUCAUUUUCUAAUGCUUUCACGGGUAUUGUUUCCUGCGGAUGGUGUAGCAGUACACUAUAUAAUCUAUCACAGCCUAAACUCAUCUGUGUUAUCUUGUUUUCUAAAUAUUUCUUCUUAAAAAAUCAGCAAUUAGUGAAAAACAAAAAUGUCAAUAUGGCGUGUGAAGCGAAUGCUUAAGGGGCCCUACCAGUCAGGGUUGUAUCCAUGCCAGAGAGGCAGGAUGAUAAUUGCGACGCUCGCCGGUGCUCCUAGCGCUGUGUCUCCUCUACCGCAAGGCUGUGGACUGGCCGAGAUAUCAAGAUAAAGGUGUAAAUGCAAGUCCUUUGAAUGAAUGCUUUCAAGAAUCUGUACCAGAUAUUUCAUGCCUAUAAAUUGUCCUUAAAACACGAGUUUUUGCUAUUUCAGCUCUUUUAAAAAUACAUUUUAAAAACAAAAUACAGAAAAAGAAAUCCUCAACUGCUCUCAGCAAAUUCAUAAAUGUUUUUCUUAAACAGGACCACACUGAUUGCUUGGUUUCAUCUGAAACUCUGCGCACCAUAUCUGUGCCCAGGUAGGCGGGGCCCUUAAUGGUGCGGGAGGGCCUUCAAUGGUGGUUGUUGCCGUGGCUUCACGCUCGUGUGGCAAGGGUCAUGGGUUCAAUCCCAGCACCCGGCAUGUCUCACAUUGACUCGUGUGUUUCUGAUAUCCACUGUAUGUGCAUAACUGUGUGACAUUUAAAUAUAUCAUAUAAAAGGACAUGAAAUAAAAAAAAAAUAUUAUUAUUUAAAUGGAAUGGGUUUGAGUUAGUUUGCAAUGUGAAAUUUUCUACUAAUAUAAUAAAGAAAUCACGUGAAAUUGCUGUGGAAGACUGUGGGUACUAUCAACUACUUUCCUGCACAGGCCAUCUCGUUGCUCCUUCGUGCCUUCACUUGUGGCCUGCAUUACUGCUCGCGUACGAGAUGCAUUCUGCACAUUGCGAAACAUGCUGUGAGGCAAGAGGGGACGAGAACGGGCUCCAACCCCUUUAGUCAGUGAUAACAACUUAAAGCAGUGCUCACAAGACGGCAACUACAGGCAAGGACAGCAGGAGGAUACGCAGAAUUUCAUUUCGGAAGGAGGAGGGAAUAGAACCUUUUUGCUCGCUUUUUGCAUUCAAAUUAUUCCUUUUGUUGGUGGGAAUGAUAUAUUUUUAAAGAUUUCUUAGAAUUUCAAGGGGGGGGGGGGGCAUAUGUACCCCUUAUCCUCCCUCCUCCCUCUUCCUGCACACAAAAAGGUACAAGUAGGUUUUACAUCAUGUAGUUUUGCAUAGAGGCUUCAGGCGAAUGGACCUCCAAGAUUAUAGUGGAAUCUGAACCUCUGGGGUGUAGACUCUGAGCUUGUGAAUGUGAGUCAUGCCACCAGGUGUUGGCAUCUCCACACCGUAUGAGAGUGACGUGUUAGCGAUCAUGGCCAUAAUGUCCCUUGAAACAUAGUCACUGAUGGCUUUGAAACUACAGCAAAGUUCUGCUGAUCCGUACUGAUUGGAAUUGAGAGCUGGUCGGAUUACCAUAUUUUCAGAUUAGUCAAAUUAUUGCAGUAAUGCAACACCAUGUAGUAAAGUACAUUUCUAUAAGCAUUAAGUUAUCACAUAAUACUACCUAUAACACUUUUACAAUUACAAAAUCACUAAUCAUUUUGAUAUUGGGUCAAGAGAUCAAAAAUAAUUUUAAAAUUCAGAAAACCAAAGUUUUUUUUAAAAUAAUUUUUUUUACUAAACUCGCUUGGAUUAGCCAGAUUUUCGAAUUAGUAGGACUCCUUUGUAGUUUUUCUACACCCUCUGUGAAAAUUUUUUAUUUUACUAAUUUGUCUGGGUAAUGAUCAAUAUAUAUGCUUUUAACAUACAUUUGGAGAUCCAUUUUUUUGUAUUGGUUAUAAUUAGAGAGACAGAAAUUUCGCAGAUUCUUUUGGUUGCGAUGUAAACUGCAAACAUGUUUACCUCUCCAUUGCUUUGCUGAUUGGAUCUCUGUGUCUGCAGACCAGUCAACCAUCAGCUGGCAGGAGGGUGACUGAACCAAAUCAACCCAUUCAAAAGACGGGGAAAUUUUAUAGUAAUGAAUCAGCCAGUAGGAAAGCCUGUAUGGGUAGAAUUUUAGACUCGCAUCAUAUUUAUCCGCAAAAAUUACUGGGUUUCUAGUUGUUUAUAAUGAUGAUAGGUAAGUUUUUAAAUGUGAUUUUUUUUUUAGUUUAGACUCAUGUCUCUUUAAAGAACAAUAAAUCUGUGUUAUGGCGUUUUUCAAGGUAUUCAAGACCUCGAGACUUAUUAACAGAGAAAUGUUUUUAAAAGGGUAUAAUUGUACUAUUUAAACUUAUUAUGUAGGAAAAUUUCUUAAGUGGUAUUUUCUUAAGAGGGAUUAUUUACUGUAUCUCACAUGACUGUGUGCAUCUCGCCAGAGUUCCACAAGGAUGCGAGUAAAAGGUUCUCAUUAUUAGCCAUGCCUUGUGCUGGUCGCUGGAUCUCAGUGAUGUACUUUGUGAAACUACAUUCCAUUGUUUUUAUUUUAUUGUCUUAGAUUGCGUGUGUAGUUUUAUGUCGCUAUAUUUUUGUAUUCUUCAUUUGUUGUACGUAACUUUGUUUUACUAUU
Bacillus rossius redtenbacheri is the source of this 9508-nucleotide messenger RNA. RefSeq names its product glucose-fructose oxidoreductase domain-containing protein 2. Lineage: Eukaryota; Metazoa; Arthropoda; Insecta; Phasmatodea; Bacillidae. The coding region runs from base 275 to 1453 and encodes 392 amino acids. The record is from RefSeq and is a predicted model, not a curated record. The transcript has a single exon. Gene Ontology annotation, molecular function: nucleotide binding.